AUGGUGAACCUGGAGUCUGUGCACGCAGACAUCAAGAUGAGCGGUGAUGCGGCAGAUUCCACAGAUACGCGGCACGAACCUGACCAGGUGGAGCCAGGAAAUGAACAGAAUGGGCUGGACUUUAACAGGCAGAUUAAAACCGAGGACCUCAGUGACUCCUUGCAAUCUACGAUCCCCCCUCGGUCAGGUCACCUUGUGCAAGGGUCAUCAAUGAUGCCUGGAAGCCAAAUUGCAGGGGAUAUGAGCUCUCUUCACACCCUGCAGCAGCUUGUGUUGCUUCCUGGACACAUGCAGUCAGUUCCUCAGUUUCUUCUGUCUCAGUCUCAGGCUGGGCAACAAGCUUUGCAGCCAAACCUCCUCUCCUUCCCUCAGCAACAGGGCAGCCUUCUCCUCUCCCAACCAGGACCCAGCCUGGCAUCACAGGCUGUGGGUCGUUCUGGACUCCCUGGCUCAUCAGUUGAACCCCACCUGGAUGUACCCCAGCAUUUGCAAGUGGCAAAGCACCUCAAUCCAUCAGGAGCAUCUGAGGAACCCAGUGACCUGGAGGAGCUGGAAAAGUUUGCCAAGACUUUCAAACAAAGGCGAAUCAAACUGGGCUUCACACAGGGUGACGUUGGGCUCGCCAUGGGGAAGCUCUAUGGCAAUGAUUUCAGCCAGACCACCAUCUCCCGCUUUGAGGCUCUCAACCUCAGCUUUAAGAACAUGUGCAAGCUCAAACCCCUGCUGGAGAAGUGGCUGAGUGAUGCAGAAUCUGCUCCCUUGGACUCUUCCAUGAGCACCCCCAACUCUUACCCCUCAGUGAAUGAGAUGUUUGGGAGGAAAAGAAAGAAGAGAACCAGCAUCGAGACCAACAUCCGCUCCACGCUGGAGAAGAGAUUCCAAGAUAACCCCAAGCCCAGUUCAGAGGAGAUAUCCUUGAUAGCAGAGCAGCUGUCCAUGGAAAAGGAAGUGGUUCGAGUCUGGUUCUGCAACCGGCGCCAGAAAGAGAAGCGGAUCAGCUGCCCGAUGCCAUCCCCCAUCAAAUCACCCAUCUACAAUUCCAGACUGGUCUCUACCUCAGGGUCCUUGGGGCCCCUCUCCGUCAACCCUGUGCACAGCACCAUGCCUGGGACUGUAACAUCAUCGUGUUCCCCAGGGAACUCCAGCAGACCCUCGUCCCCUGGCAGUGCACUCCAUGCCAGCAGCCCCGGCACAGCCCAGAGCAACUCCAAAGCUGCCAUGAACUCCUCUGGUUUCAACUCUUCAGGAUCUUGGUACCGAUGGAAUCAACCUACCUACCUCCACUGA
Molecule: messenger RNA, 1287 nt
Organism: Chaetura pelagica (chimney swift)
Lineage: Eukaryota; Metazoa; Chordata; Aves; Apodiformes; Apodidae
Gene: POU2F3
Product: POU class 2 homeobox 3
Exons: 13
Coding region: 1-1287 (428 amino acids)
Biological process (GO): regulation of transcription by RNA polymerase II
Cellular component (GO): nucleus
Molecular function (GO): DNA-binding transcription factor activity, RNA polymerase II-specific; RNA polymerase II cis-regulatory region sequence-specific DNA binding
Source: RefSeq, a predicted model, not a curated record